Molecule: messenger RNA, 1644 nt
Organism: Lentinula edodes (shiitake mushroom)
Lineage: Eukaryota; Fungi; Basidiomycota; Agaricomycetes; Agaricales; Omphalotaceae
Exons: 13
Coding region: 1-1644 (547 amino acids)
Biological process (GO): adenosine catabolic process; inosine biosynthetic process
Molecular function (GO): adenosine deaminase activity
Source: RefSeq, a predicted model, not a curated record
AUGUCACCUUCCGCGCCAAGUGCAAUUGAAGAAUAUGAAGCAAACAGAAAGGAAUUGAUCCUCGCCGACAGAGCUCAACGCGCAGACCACAAGAAAGGCCAGCUUUCUGAGCUAGAGGUUUUAGCUGAUAAAGUCAUUCGAGAAGUCCGAGCCACUGAAGCUGCAUCUAUCUGGAACCGAGAAUAUGAAGGCAUCCCUCAUCCAUUCCCCGGCAUGGAAUUUCUAACUGGUCGCAGUAUCAUCGUGCAAACGAAGCUGUUCAAAAUCUUGGGAAAGGGAUGUCUACCCAGAUUUACCAUGCCCAAAGGCGGACUCCUUCAUGCACACCUUGACGCGACUGUCAACGUGUCGUUCCUUUUGAAAACUGCAAUGAAGUACCCUGCUAUGCAUGUUCGAGCUUCAACAGCUCUUAACGCAACCAAUAUAGGUCAUGUUCUUCCAGAAAUGUCGGCUUUGCCCCAACAUCUUCGUACAGCCGGCGAAAUUGCUUUGACCAAUCACGAUUAUAUCCCUGACACUUGGGUGCCCAUGCUUAAAGCCCGGGAAAGCUUCGAUCCCAAGCUUGGUGGACCGGACGGCUUUGAUCGUUGGAUCACUGCUGCUCUGACGAUCAAUCCUACUGAAGCAUAUGUGACGCAUAACACGGUUACAAAGAUCUGGCAAAAGUUUCAAAGCACCUUUAUCGUCAGCGCACCCCUUGUGCGAUACCAGCCGAUUCAGAGGCAAUAUAUUCGAGAAUUUAUCCUCAGUUCCAUCGCAGAUGGAAUAUCUUACGUUGAACCCAGAAUUAACUUCCUCAGGGACGCAAUACCUUUCAUUGCUGAGGACGGUCAACGGCAACUUGCUCACAGGGAGGUAUUGAAAGAUUUUGAGGACGUAGUUGGCGAAGUGAAAGCGGAGCUUAAAGCAAAGGGUAGAGAAGACGAUUUUAUUGCCGCGAAGAUCAUAUAUUCUACAAUCAGAUUUAUCACACCAGCCGAACUCGAGUGGUAUCUUCGGGACUGCAUUGCUCUGAAAAAAGAAUUCCCCCAUCUCAUCGCCGGGUUCGACCUUGUUGGCGACGAAAACGUUCUCAAACCCUUGACUUAUUACCUCGAGCCUCUCCUGAAGUUCCGUGAAAUGCAAAAAGAAGCUGGCGUCUCAGAAAUACCUUUCAUUUUCCACGGUGGAGAGACCUUAGGUGACGGGACAGAAGCGGAUAUGAACCUCUAUGAUGCGAUUCUGCUAGGUACCAAACGGAUCGGACAUGGGUUCUCCUUGGUCAAACACCCGAAGCUGAUAGAACUCUGCAAAGAACGCGGGAUCGCAGUUGAAGUAUGCCCGAUUUCGAAUGAAAUCCUUCGGCUCACGUCUUCAAUGCACAUGCACCCUCUACCUGUCUUGUUGAAUCAAGGAGUUUCCGUCGCUCUCUGCUCCGACGAUCCGUCCGUAUUCGGGAACAUGGGUUUGACAUUUGACUAUUUCCAAGUUCUAGCAGCAAGUGAAAUCACGGGUCUUAUUCAGCUCGGGGAGAUGGCUAAGGAUAGUAUCAAGUUCUCGAGCAUGGAACCGGAAGAGAAGGCGCAUGCUCUCGGAGCUUGGCAGAAACGCUGGGAGAUAUUUCUAGAAUACGCCGUAAAAGAGGGUCAGAAGUUCCUCACUUAG